AUGAGUAAGCAAGAAGAUAUCAAGUUUCUGAAGACACAGGUACCCAAGCACUUCUCUCUCUCUCUCUCUCUCUCUCUCUCUCUCUCUCUCUCUCUCUUUCUGAAGAUAUGGGUUGGUUCUUCGGAUCUGGCGCUGCAUCGGUUACCUGAGAUUUUCUCAUUUGCCUCGGUAUAUUCAUGAACAAUGCAGACAUGUGUCCUGAAAGUGAACAUCCAUUGCGAAGGCUGCAAGCAGAAGGUCAAGAAGCUGCUGCAGAAGAUCGACGGUAUCGUCACCUCUCUCUCUCUCUCUCCUGCCGGAUCUUCUGUUGUUUGAUCAUCCUCCUUGUUCUCUCCCCUCUUGAUGUUGAUCCUUCCAUUGUUCUUCUUCCUCAGGAGUCUACACCAUAGCCAUAGACUUGGAUCAGGGGAAGGUCACAGUCUCCGGCGACGUUGAACCCGCCGCCCUCGUCAAGAAGCUCGCGAAGGCCGGCAAGCAUGCAGAGAUCAUCUUGCCAAAAAUGCAGCCCGCUGAGAGGGGAAAGGGCGGGAAGAAGGCGCCCACAAAACCUCCGAAGAAGGUCAUCUCUCCCGGCGCCGGCGCCGGAGAAGGGAAGAAUCAGCAGAGCCACCAGCCGCUGCAGAUGAAUCCUCAGCUGAUGCAGAAGAUGAAUCCUGAGCAGAUGCAACAGCUGCUGAAAGGGUUCAGAGAUCUGAACCUUCCCCAAUUGAAGAACCAGGCGUCCGUCAAGUUCGCCCCCCCCGAGGAGGACGACGACGACAGCAGCAGCGAGUUCGACGACGAGUUCGACGACGAUUUCGACGACGAUUUCGACGACGAGUCCUGGGAAGAUGAAGAGGAGUUUGAAGAUGAUGUCAAAAACGUGAAGACAAAGGCUACAGUCAACGAGAAGAAGGGCGGAGCCAAGGAAAAUGACGCCUCCAAGAAAGGUGGCGGCGAUGUGAGCGCCGGCAAGGACAAUGGCAAGGCUGUCACCGAAUCUAAGAACGCUGCUAAUGCCAAGGCUGCCACCAUUGAUAGGAACUGCAACGAGAACGGUGGCGGGAAGGGCCCUGCCGCCUUCCCGCGCCAGCCGAUGAAUGCGCCCAUGCGCUACGGCGGUGGCGGGGCCGGCGGCCCCAUGGCGGCAGCGCAGGGCAUCCGCGCCGGUGGGCCUCCGCCGGGCUACCUCCCCGGCGACGCCAUCACGCCGGAGAUGAUGACCGCCGCCAACCCCUACCAGCAGCAGUACAUUGCCGCCAUGAUGCAACAGCAGCAGAGGAUGAGGAUGAACGGGCAGGAGCUCUCCUUGCAGGCCAUGGCCUACGCACGCCCGCCGGCGGCGGUCUCCUACAUGCCGCCGCCGCCUCCGCCGGAGUACACCCACAUCUUCAGCGACGAGAAUACCAGCAGCUGUAGGGUCAUGUGA
Spirodela intermedia is the source of this 1408-nucleotide messenger RNA. The record is from the annotation of a GenBank genome assembly. Lineage: Eukaryota; Viridiplantae; Streptophyta; Magnoliopsida; Alismatales; Araceae.